AUGGCCUCCAUCGAUCCACCCUCUGAUCGCAAACGCCCGCGCACCGAGCUCGAUGCCGAGCUGCUCAUAAAUCACCCAGCGCUUUACUUCGAUGACGGAAACGUCAUCUUACAGUGCGGCAAGACCCUCUUCCGCGUCCACCGCAGCAUCCUCCUCAAGCACUCCACCUUAUUCCAGGAGAUGCUCGCCCCCGCGCGCGACACCCUGCGCGAUUGUACGUCGAUCAAGGUCGUCGACGACAAGGACGACAUGGAGGCAUUAUUAAACACAAUAUACGAUGGUUUCACUAUCGACGCUUCCCAAAUCACCAUCGAGAACUUCCCGACCAUCUCCGGUAUUCUGCGCCUCGCGCACAAAUACCGCGUCCCGCGCCUCCGCGUCGCCUGGCCCUCUGCCCUGGACAAGCAUCUCGCGCGCGCACGCGCCCUCACUGCGUGGCGCGCUUCGCAGCCGCACGCCGAGGACCUAAUCGUGCACCCCGCUGCCUGCGCUCCAUCGACUGCGCCGAUAACGCCCUGCUCACCGCGCUCUUCUACGACCUCAGCCGCCGCACGCCGCAGCUCAUGAUUCGUCUGCGGCGCUCCGGCAUAGCUCGGUGCUUUGCCCCAUUUCCUUGCUUCUGUGGGCGGUUUUGCGUGGUUUCGGAAAUGGGGCUGCAGACCACAAAAUUCCCUCAGACCACAAGAUCGUGGUGAAGAACCCCGUCGUCGAGCUCGAUGGCGACGAGAUGACGCGCAUCAUCUGGAAGAAAAUCCGCG
Heterobasidion irregulare TC 32-1 is the source of this 758-nucleotide messenger RNA. RefSeq lists its product as uncharacterized. The transcript is spliced from 2 exons. Lineage: Eukaryota; Fungi; Basidiomycota; Agaricomycetes; Russulales; Bondarzewiaceae. The coding region runs from base 1 to 567 and encodes 188 amino acids. Gene Ontology annotation, molecular function: protein binding. The record is from RefSeq and is a predicted model, not a curated record.